CUCCCACCCAUCCCUCGCUGGGCUCUCUAGUCACGCCCCCUCCUCAAUCCGUGCGAAAGUGAGUCACUGAAUGAUGGUGGAGCUCGGCGGGCAGGGGGGAGGGAAGGAGUCCAGCACGAUAGCUCUAUAGGGCGCCCUCCCUCUGCCAAAAUGGCCCGCUGGAUUCCCACGAAGAGGGAGAAGUUUGGAGUCGCCAUUUACAACUUUCAGGUGACACAUGAGGAAGAGCUGAGCCUGCAGGUGGGAGACACGGUGCAGAUUCUGGAGACCUAUGAAGGAUGGUACCGUGGGUUCACACUAAGGAAUAAAAGCAAGAAGGGUAUAUUUCCAUCUACCUAUGUUCAUGUGAAGGAGGUGACUGAGGAUAAAGGGCUCCAUGAUCAGGCAGUGCCCAGUGAGCUGCCCCUGGUACAAGAGCUUACUGCCACCUUGCGAGAAUGGGGAAAUCUUUGGCACUCUCUCUUUGUGCACAACAGCCGGCUGCAGUUCAGCCAGAUACAAGAAAUGAUGUUCCUGCUGAUGGAAUGGCGCUCGCAGAUCUUAUCGGGAACCCUGCCCAAGGACGACCUGGCCGAAUUGAGGAAGAAAGUGACAGCAAAGAUUGACUACGGCAACCGCAUCCUUGGGUUGGACCUGGUAGUAAGAGAUGAGAAUGGAAACAUCCUGGAUCCCGAUGAAACCAGCAUCAUCACGCUGUAUCGCUCCCAUGAAUCUGCGUCUCGGCGGAUUGAUGAACGAAUUCAGGAGGAGAAGUCCCAACUGCAGCCUCUGGAUUCCAGGAGUUCUGCCAUUCUGCACAUGGCCCACACCUACAGUCUUUACGUGAACCUCAAGAACUUUGUGUGUAAUAUGGGGGAGGAUGCUGAGCUGCUCAUGAGUCUCUACGACCCAGAUGACUCCCGCUUUAUCAGUGAGAAUUUCCUGGUGCGAUGGGGCAGUUCUGGGAUGCCAAAGGAUAUUGAAAAACUCAACAAUUUACCAGCUGUGUUCACAGACCUCAGCUGUUCCGAUUUGAUUCGUCCCAGGAUCAGCCUUGUAUGCCAGAUUGUGCGUGUGGGACACAUGGAGUUGAAGGAUGGCAAGAAGCACACGUGUGGUCUCAGACGGCCCUUUGGGGUGGCAGUGAUGGAUAUUUCUGAUGUGAUUCAUGGGAAAGUGGAUGAUGAGGAGAAGCAACAUUUCAUCCCCUUUCAGCAAAUGAAUAAGGAAAACUUGAUCAGUCAGCGGCAACUCAUAAUGUCUCCUCUGAUGGCCUCUCGUGCAAUAGCAGAGAACGAGCCGCUGACUGCUAUCUACAACAAGGUGAUCGCGGCCAAAGAAGUGAACCACAAGGGGCAGGGACUUUGGAUUUCCCUGAAGCUUCUGCCUGGGGAUCUGGCACAGGUGCAGAAGGAAUAUUCUCACCUUGUGGAUCGAUCUAGUGCUGUAGCUCGGAAAAUGGGAUUCCCAGAGAUCAUUCUUCCUGGAGAUGUUCGGAAUGAUAUAUAUAUCACACUAAUCCAGGGGGAGUUUGACAAGGGCAAAAAGAAGACCCCUAAAAAUGUGGAAGUCACACUAUCUGUGCAUGAUCCAGACGGUGCCCUAAUAGAGAAAGCGAUCCAUCCUGGAGCCGGGCACGAGGGCCUUACCGAAUAUAAAUCAGUUGUAUAUUACCAGGUGAAACAGCCAUGUUGGUAUGAGACUGUCAAGGUCUCGAUCCCCAUUGAAGACGUCAGUCAUUGCCACCUGCGUUUCACUUUUCGGCAUCGAUCUUCUCAGGAAUCUCGAGAUAAAUCUGAAAAGGUGUUUGGCAUGGGCUUUGUCAGGCUGAUGAACCCAGAUGGAACGACGCUUAGAGACCGAAUCCAUGAUCUCAUUAUUUAUAAGGGUGACAGCAAGAAAUCUGAUGAUGCUAAGCUUUAUUUGUUGCUGCCGGGUACUAAAGAGGAGGAGGAUGAAGAUGGCAGGUCACAAAGGGGUCAUUCAGCCAGUAUUACUCCAACCAAGGACAGCUUCCAAAUCGGCACUCUCAUCUGUUCCACCAAGCUCACCCAAAAUGUGGAUUUACUUGGCCUUCUAAACUGGCGCUCAAAUUCCAGGCCAGUCUCCCAAGCGCUGCGCAAGCUGAUGGAAGUGGAUGGGGGUGAGAUCAUGAAGUUCCUCCAAGAUACUUUGGAUGCUCUUUUUAACAUCAUGAUGGAGACCCCAGACAAGGAGAGCUGUGAUGUUCUUGUGUUUGAUGCCCUGGUGUUUAUUAUAUCACUGAUUGCAGAUAUUAAGUUCCAGCACUUUAACCCUGUCCUAGAGACGUAUAUCACAAAGCAUUUCAGCACCACGUUGGCUUAUGAGAGGUUAAUAAAGGUCCUUAGUUGGUACGUGAGAAGUGCGGAUGAUCCCUGCCGUCAAGAAAUGCUGUUCUCUUCCCUCAAAGCCAUAAAAUACCUGUUCAGAUUUAUUGUCCAAUCACGUAUCUUGUACCUGAGGUUUUAUGGUCAGGGCGAGGGCCGGGAUCAGUUCAACGAUUCAAUUCGCCAGCUCUUUCUGUCUCUGAAUGAACUGAUGGACCGACCGCUGGACAAGGCUGUGAAGAUAAAGGCUGCUGCUCUUAAAUACCUGCCUGGGAUCAUAAACGACCUGAAAACUGUCUUCGACCCAGUGGAACUCAGUGUCCUUUUUGCAAAGUUUGUGCAAAGUGUCCCCGCAGACCAACUCGUCCAUCAAACUCUAACGUGUAUGAGCAAAGUGGUGGAAAGUGAUCUCUUCCUGCAGCCAGAAUGCAGAGAUGCUCUACAGCCUCUUCUCAUCGACCAGCUUAGCGGGCAGCUGGAUGAUAAUUAUGCCAAACCUGACCAUGAAGCUUGUGGGCAUCUCUUGAGCAACAUAAUAGAAGUCCUGCAGAGCAAGGAGGUGGGGGAAACAUCACUCCACAUUCAGCUCAUCAUGGAGCGACUGCUUCGAAGGAUAAAUAGGACAGUGAUUGGCAUGAGCCGACAGUCACCGCAUAUAGGCUGUUUUGUGGCAUGUAUGACUGCUCUUCUAAGACAAAUGGAUGAUUACCACUAUGACUACUACAUCAGCACGUUCCGCACCCGACAAGACAUUAUUGAUUUCCUGAUGGAAACAUUUAUUCUCUUCAAAGAUCUGAUUGGGAAGAGAGUUUACCCCAAGGACUGGAUGCUGAUGACAAUGACACAGAACAAGGUUUUUCUCCGAGCCAUGACCAGAUUUGCUGCAGUUUUGAACAAACUGUUUCUAGAUGAGAGCAGCUUUGAACUCCAGCUGUGGAAUAAUUUCUUCCAUUUGGCGGUGUCAUUCCUCACCCAUGAGUCCCUGCAGCUGCACAGAUUCUCCGAGGAGAAGCGGAAGAAGAUCCUGAGCAAAUAUGGAGACAUGAGGAAGGAAAUCGGGUUGAAGAUCAGAGAUAUGUGGUAUAACCUGGGGCCUCAUAAGAUCAAGUUUAUUCCCUCUAUGGUGGGUCCGAUCCUUGAGGUGACUCUAACACCAGAGACAGAUCUGCGCAAAGCGACAAUUCCGAUCUUCUUUGAUAUGAUGCAGCAUGAGCACAACUUCAGCGGGAGCGGCCACUUUCAUAUGUUUGAAAAUGAAUUAAUUACUCGCCUUGAUCAGGAAGUAGAGGGUGGGCGAGGGGACAGGCAGUACAAGGACCUCCUAGAGAGGCUUUUGCUGGAGAACUGUCGGAAGCACAAGUAUCUCUCUGGGUCAGGAGAAGUCUUCACGCUGCUAGUGAGCAGCCUGCUGGAGAAUCUGCUCGACUAUCGCACCAUCGCCAAUGACGAGAGUGAGGAGAAUCGCAUGAGCUGCACAGUCAACCUCCUGAAUUUCUACAAAGAGAAGAAGCGAGAGGAUAUUUAUAUCAGGUAUCUGUACAAACUGCGAGAUCUGCACCUGCGCAAAGAAAACUACACAGAGGCGGCCUAUGCCCUCUUACUGCAUGCCGAGUUACUGCAGUGGUCGGAGAAGCCAUGCGCACCUCACCUGCUGCAGAGAGACAGCUACACAGUGUACACCCAGCAGGAGCUCAAGGAGAGGCUCUACCAUGAGAUCAUUUCCUUCUUCGACAAGGGGAAAAUGUGGGAGCAGGCAAUCAUACACAGCAAGGAGCUUCUCGACAUGUAUGAGAACCAGAUCUUCCAUUAUGAGGCCCUCAGUGUCUUGUUGAAUAAGCAGGCUGGGUUCUACCAGAACAUCAUGCGCUCUUUGAGGCUGCAGUCGGAAUAUUUUGCCGUGGGGUAUUAUGGGCAAGGGUUUCCAUCGUUUUUGCGGAACAAAAUUUUUAUUUAUCGAGGGAAAGAAUAUGAGCGCCUAGAGGACUUUAACCUGUGGCUCCUCAAUCAGUUCCCCAAUGGGGAGAAGCUUUCCAGCAGUUCCCCUCCAGGAGAUGAGAUCCGAAACUCAACGAAGCAAUACGUACAGUGCUUCAGUGUCAAACCCCUGAUGAACCUCCCGUCUCGGUACAAAGAGAAGCUGGUUCCGGAGCAGAUACUCGGUUACUAUCGCUAUAAUGAGGUGCAGAGGUUUUCUUACUCCAGACCCUUUCGCAGAGGAGAGAAGGACCCCGACAAUGAAUUUGCGACCAUGUGGAUCGAGAGGACCACAUUCACAACAGCGUAUAAACUGCCUGGGAUUCUCAAAUGGUUUGAAGUGAAACACUUCGACACUGAAGAGAUCAGCCCCCUGCAGAAUGCAAUAGAGACAAUGGAACUGACCAAUGAGAAGAUCAGUCACUUGGUUCAACAGCACAGGGCGGACCAGAGCCUCCCCUUGCACCCUCUCUCUAUGCUCCUCAGUGGUAUUGUGGAUCCGGCGGUCAUGGGUGGCUUCUCCAACUAUGAAAAGGCUUUCUUCACUGAACGAUACCUCCAGGAACAUCCGAUGGAUCAGGAUAAGUUAGAGUUGCUCAAGCAGCUGAUUGCUCUCCAGAUGCCUCUUUUGGCUCAAGGGAUCCGCAUCCAUGGGGAGAAACUGACAGAUAAUCUACGUCCCCUUCAUGAACGGCUGGUAUCCUGCUUUAAGGAUCUGAGAAGCAAAGUGGAGAAGCUCUAUGGAACAAUCACUUUGCCUGCCAGUUUAACAGACAGGAAGUUGAGCCGAGCUGGUUCUGUGGUGGUUCCAUACAUCACGUCUGCAACAUUAAGAAGAUUGUCCUCUGUCUCCACUUCCUCCUCAGGAAGCAGCAGCUCCAGACCUGGAUCCGAAGGGUCGAUCCCAGAACCCGUUCCACACAGACGCGCCUCCCUCAUUUCUCGGCAUGAAGACAUCAGCGAUAGAGAUGAGGUUGAUAGUCGGGCGAUGAAGUUUAAGCAUUCACGAGAAGUAAGCUGGGUACAUAACGGGGGUUCUGUUACCUCCCUGAGCCUGGUCAACAAGUGUCAGCGGCCAAAGAGUCUCCAGUUAACAGAUGGGCGAUUGACUCUCCACAGUGCUUCUCCAGUGCAAGGAGGGACACCCCUCAGCCCUUUGCCUAUAACCCCCAGAACUCCGAGAACGCACAGCUUCCCUUCUCUCUCUUCUCAUGCUGAAACAACGGCACAGAUACUGGGGUCCCCUCCUCCGCCUCCCCCCAAAUGCAGAUCAAAUGAGGGCAGCCAGCGCCUUUCAGUGGAGAUUGCACCCCCCUUACCAAAACGUGAGGAAAUGAAACCUCCGACCCCUCCUCCGAAGGUGAGAAAAUCCAGUGUAAUCCAUGAUCCUGGAGUCUGACAGCCCUUGUGGCCAGUGAUGGAGAAACCCUCUGAGAAGACUUAUUUGGUUAUAUGGUCCACCGGCCUGCUUUUUGCAAGUCAUUCUGAUGGGCAACCCAUCCAAGGGAAUAUCCAGGCAUAAGCUCUGGACUGGACGUGAUUGUUUGCAUUCCAAAGAACGUUCUGGGUCAAAGAACCAAGUCACUUCCAGUACCGGGUCUGUGGCACAAGAAUGUAAGAAAUACUGGCCUGUGGGGAGUGCAUGUAUGGAGCAGGUAUUAAUCCAACUACUACUACUCUGCCUCCAGUGGCUUGAUUGCUUUUUCUGUCAAUCCAUGCAAUAUGGCUGCUCCAGGGUUCACUUCUUUACUGACUGUGGUUCGUGUUGUGUGCGCCCCUGAACAGUCAUCUGGGUAUCCAUGUCGGUCUCAUAUUCAGCAUCUCGAUUGAUACCAGUUCUGACCCAGAAGCGCAGAAAGAUGGAAGCCAUUCCUUUGCUGCUGAUCACAUUCCUUUUCGAAUGAAAGUAUUUGGUGCCUUGGUUUCUGCUUUGUGCAAAGAUAGUCCCCCUCUCACCUGGUUAUGGAGACGGGGCAGAGGGAGGACCUGUUUUAUUUUGGUUUUGAUUGAGAUUUGUGCGUUCUAGAUAUCUGUAAAUAGAGUGGUUCCCAAUACUGAAGGUACAUGAAGAAUUGUAUAUUACUUUGUAUUAUUUAUUCACUAAUUGUAACAUUGCUCCAUGGUACUGCCCUGAGCAGAUAUCCGCAAAGCCCCAUUUGAUACACCCCUAUCUAUCUGUCUGUCUAUCUAUCUAUCUACAUAGAUAUAUAUGUAGAUAAAUAUAUAUACUCUCACAACACACUCCAUUUUAGAUGCUGCUAUUUACAAGGCCAGCAAUGUAGAUAAUAUAAGAAGGUCCAGAUUAUAUCCAUAGAUCCUUUCAUAAUAUAACAGAUACAUGAAGCUAAAUUUAAACUGGCCCAGUGGGGUGGCACUUUCUUAUUUCUAACCAUGAAAUGGGCCAAUUCUUGAUUUGAGUUUUCAUAAUGCUAGCAGUUUUACACUAUUAAUAUCCUAAAUUUGUAACAGGAAUGUCUCCUGCUGUCCGGUUGGCUGGCCAGAACUUCAGGAGCUUGAGUUAAUGAUACAGAUGGCUUCUACGGAUGAUUUUUCGCUCAGGUCUAUUGCUCAUUGUGGCAGGAGAGUCGGAUUUGAGCAGAGAGGCAUCAAGGAGACACAUGCUGCAUCAGUAACUUAAGCUUCUGUGUCCUUCCUAGAUGGACAGGACAGCAGGGGGCGCUCCUGUUACACGUUAUAUAAGCAGUGUGAAGCUGCUAAUAUGAAAGGGGGAGGGGUAAUUUUCAAUAGUGCUCAGAAAGAGCACCCUGCAAUUUUACAUUAAAGGAUUGUUCACCUUAAAUUUUUAAUAUAGAGAGUGCUAUUUUGAAACAAUUUGCAAUUGGUCUUCAUUUUUUAUUUGCCGUUUUUGAUUUAUUUAGCUUUUUAUUCAGCAGCUCCCCAGUUUGGAAUUUCGGGAGCUAUCUGGUUGCUAAGGUCCAUUUUAACCUAGCAACGAGGCUGUAGUUUCAAAGAGAAGCAGCAAUAUGAAUAGAAGAGGGCCUAUGUUGAAACAUAAGUAACAAAAAGUAACAAUAAAAUUGUAGCCUCAUGGAGCAAUAGGUUUUUUUUUACUGCUGGGGUCGGUGACCCCCAUUUCAAAGCUGGAAUUCAAAAACUAUAACAAAAAAUUAAGACCAAUUGAAAAGUUGCUAAGAAUUGGCCAUACUGUAGCAUACUAAAAGUUAACCAGAAGGUGAACCCCCUUUUUAAGCAUGGUAUAGUUCCCCUUUAAUAUGUCGCACAAAAGUCACAGGCAGCCGAUAGCAACAAAUGUAUGCGGUGCCAUUAAUUUUGUGUUUGUGUUUGGUUUUAAAGGGACAGCGGCACAUUAUUUAAAAUCAUCCGAAUUUCAUCUGCCGGGGGGGGGUUUGCUAUGGGUUACAAGACCUUGGAGCCUUUCAUUAUAUCCAUGGUUUCUUCUAGCAUGUAGUAAUGUGUCAGUGUGUACAAAAUGUAUUUAUUAAUCUAUAAAUGCCACAUUUGAUAUCAUAGUAAGUUCUGUAUUGUGGUACCUGUGCCUGUAAAUAGCCAUGUCACAGCAUUAACCCAAAGGCAUUCAGCCUCCCCCAGGCCAAGUCUGCCCUGCCCGCACGUGGCACACAUUACAGCUUGGAGGAGUGGGGAUGCAGCCACAAACAUAGCAGGGCGCUUCCCCCUCAGCUGCUUUGUGCCUUUAUCUUUGUUUUAUUUUGGAAUAGGUGCCUCUUGUUCAUUUUCUGAGGAUUUUAUGCAAUUUAUUUAUUGCUAGUGAGCAAAAAAGAGAAAUCCUGUUAUUCGCCGAGUCCUUUAUCCUAUGGAAGGAUGGGUGUGUCUUAUUUUUUUAGCAUUCUCCGUGCAUGGUAAAUCAGGUCUAAAACUGUAAAGUUUUGUACAGAAAUGACAGAUAUAUAUGAUCAUUUGUAUGGUACUCUGCUGCCCCCUGGUGGGCUCUGGGGCAAAAUAAAGCUAAUACACAGUGAA
Xenopus tropicalis (tropical clawed frog) is the source of this 8261-nucleotide messenger RNA. It is a transcript of the gene dock5, whose product is annotated as dedicator of cytokinesis 5. The transcript has 52 exons. Gene Ontology annotation, biological process: small GTPase-mediated signal transduction; cell migration. Gene Ontology annotation, molecular function: guanyl-nucleotide exchange factor activity; GTPase activator activity. Gene Ontology annotation, cellular component: cytoplasm; membrane. Bases 151 to 5700 code for a protein of 1849 amino acids. NCBI's taxonomy places the organism in Eukaryota, Metazoa, Chordata, Amphibia, Anura, Pipidae. The record is from RefSeq and is a predicted model, not a curated record.